Molecule: messenger RNA, 10197 nt
Organism: Symbiodinium pilosum
Lineage: Eukaryota; Dinophyceae; Suessiales; Symbiodiniaceae
Source: the annotation of a GenBank genome assembly
GCUGUGCACUACGACCUGUGCGAAAGAGAGGACCUGGCCAAAUUCCUGGUGGAUGCCGACAUUCGACUGGUGAGGGCCCCGUUUCUGAAGAAGCUGAACGACUUGAGGGCACGGCUGCCGCGCAGGCAAGAAGCUGAGGCGGCGUAUGUCGGAAGCCAGACAGCCCUGGUUACUCACGAGGAAGUGGAGGCCUGGGCAACACAUGAAGCGCAGGAGGAGCCGCGCAUUGUCGCCUUAUCACAUUGUUGGGAAGCCAGAGAGCACCCAGAUCCAUAUGGUUACCAGCUGAGUAAGCUUGCCCCUGCCCUCCAUCUUGGAGACUGGGUGUUCGUGGAUUACACGUCCCUAUACCAGUUUGAGCGCCUCAGCAUCAAAGAGGAACUGAGUUUUCGGCGUGCCAUGCGCAACAUGCAUGUGCUUUACGCGCAUGAGUGCAGUCGAACUCUUCGAAUCGGGACGCUGACCCCAGAAGAGCUGCGACGUGAAGGGUCCUCCCAACCAAUCCUGAUCUAUCACAAGCCUGACGAAGGUCCCGGCCAGCUUCGAGAGGUUCCCGCGAGUAGCCUGACAGAAAACAGAACGGAAUACCCCGAGCGUGGAUGGUGCCAAGCGGAGAUGCAGUGGUCCAGCUCGCGCCGCGCUUCGGACCUUUCUUGGGAGGUGGACAGUACAGAGGCUGAUGCAGCCGGGCUCGCCCCGAUGGCCCCGGACAUCUUCCGCGCCCGCAUGAAGCACACGCUGAAGUUCACACAUCGUAGCGACGAAGAGGCCGUGUUCCAGCUGCAGGCGCAAGUCUUUCGGGAGAAGUGCCAAGGUCACCAGGCCUUGCAGCUGGUCCGCCUCAACGCUUUUGAGCUGGAUGUAGCCUUACAAGCCUUGGAGCAUUAUCCCAAGCUUCGGAAGCCUGGUCGGAGCCUGGAGAUCCUGAAUUCCCCGCUCCCCGCCCAACUUGCGCUGGUGCUGGAAGCGGGCAUGGGGUUGGCUAAUGCUGUCCAGAACAAGCCCACUCUGAGAGUGCUGACACUGUGCGGGACUGGUUUGGGCGACGAGGAAGCCGUACAGAUGGCAGAGGCCCUGGCUGCGAGCAGCCUUGAAAGCCUGAGACUUCCACAGAACAGGAUCGGGCCGCGGGGUGCUGCAGCCCUUGAGGCGCUGGUGCAGAAGCUGAACCAGUUGGACCUGACGGGAAACAGCAUUUGUCAUAUGGCCUUGAAGUUUGCAAAACGCAUCGUGGCCCGCAAGGUCAGCUGCGACGUUACGCAUGAAGCCGUGGAACUGCUGGUCCGAAACUUCCUACACGCUUGGGUCAACGUUGAGGGCAUGGACGAAGACUUGGAGGACCUCACUGUGCUCAGCUUGCGUCUAGACAGUACGGGUGACCUUGCGUCGGCCGUUCCGUUCUUUAACGAGCUUCAGAGCCUCACGCUGCAGAUGCCCAGCCGUUGCGACGACUGUGCUGCCACAGCCGAAGAGCUUGCCAAGCUCCAACAGCUUCACAGUCUCAGCUUGCAGCUAGGACCCUGCGACAUUGGAUCCGAAGGCAGUCGAAGGCUGACUGAGGGGUUGGAGAAGCUUCAGCACUUGGGAAGCCUGAGCUUGAAGCUGGAGAGCAACAAGAUUGGGCCCGAGGGCAGCCGAAGCUUGGGGGAGGUGCUGACAAAGCUCCCGCAACUCAGCAAGCUGAAAUUAGAGCUGCGCUCCAACAACGUCGGGUAUGACGGCGCUGCAAGCUUGGGCCACAGCCUAGGGCACCUCAAAAAACUCGUCAGCCUGAGCAUUGACUUGAGCGACAAUGACGUUGGAGAUGCCGGCGUGCAGUGCUUGGGUGAAAAGCUAGGGAAGCUUCCAUACCUCAGCAGCUUCUACUUGAAGGUUCAAUCCAACAACAUUGGACCUGAGGGUGGCAGAAGUAUGGGCCAGGGGUUCGAGAAGCUCUGGCUCCUCAACAGCCUUUGUGUGGACUUGGGCUUCAACGAUGUUGGGCCCGAGGGAGGUCGAAGCUUGGGUGAUAGCUUAGGAAGGCUUCAGCAGCUAAGCAGCUUAAGUUUGAAGCUGGCUUCCAACAACAUCGGACCUGAAGGGGCCAGAAGCUUGGGCACAAGUCUGGGAAAGCUCCAGAAACUUAGCACCCUGGAGCUGGGGCUGAGAUCCAACAACGUUGGACCUGACGGGGGUCGAAGCUUGGGUGAGGCCUUGGGAAAGCUUAAGCAACUUAGCAGCCUCACCCUAGACUUCAGCAAGAAUUUCGUUGGAGAUGCAGGAGGCGAAAGCUUGGGAGCUGGGCUGGAGAAUCUCCCACGCCUGGAGAGCUUGGACAUGGACUUGAGUUACAGUUGUUUGUCAGCUGCGGGUGGCCUGCGCUUGGCAUGGGGUCUGGGAACGUUGAAGCGAAUCAGCAGCCUUUGCCUGAACUGGAACAACAACAAAUUGGGUAAAGCAGGUGGUCGAAGCUUGGGAGAGGCAUUGGGAAAGCUUCAGCAUCUCAGCAGCCUCACUCUCAAAGUGUCAUGCAAUGGUAUCCAGCACGAAGGUGGUCAAAGCUUGGGCGAAGGGCUGGGGAAGAUCUGGCAACUCACCGCCCUCAGCUUAGACUUGGAAUGGAAUGAGUUGGGGGCUAAAGGCUGCCACAGCUUAGCGGCGGGGCUGUCAAAGCUCCAGCAGCUCAGUUGCCUUGAGCUGAAUUUAAGCAACAACAGCAGCGAUAGCCCAGGGCAUUGCUUGGGCCAGCUCCAGCAACUCAACAGCUUGAUCUUGGACUUCAGCAACAACUUCAUGGUUGACGACCUGGCGUUGCUGGGAAAGCUGAGGAACAUUCACCACGUCAGCUUGAACUUCAGCAACACUUCGCUCCAUCGAAGCUUACGGAGCUUAGGAGAGGGUUUGGCGCAGCUACAGCGCCUCAGCAGCCUCAACUUGAAGUUAUACGAAGAGGGUGUUAGGCCUGAAGAUGGUGAGAGAAGCUUGGGGGAAGGACUGGUGAAGCUUCUGCAGCUCAACAGCCUUAGCGUAGACUUGAGUCUUUUGAAGCCGUAUGGAAAGGGAAGCAUUUGCAGCUUGCUGGAGGGCCUGCACCAGCUAGCACGGCUCAGCGAUCUCACCCUGGAUUUGCGAGGCAGCGGAAUCGGGGACCACGGCGGCCGCAGCUUAGGGGGAGGUUUGAGGGAACUUCGGCAACUAAACAGCCUCAGUCUGAAGUUGAGCUCGAGCAGUAUUCGGCCUGAAGGUGGUAGAAGUCUCGGGGAAGGGCUGGGAAAGCUCCAGCAGGUUAGCAGUCUGACAUUGGACUUGGCAGACAACAGCAUUGGACCUGAAGGCGGCCGCAGCCUCGGCGAAGGCUUGGGGAAGCUUCGGCAGCUCAAAAGCCUGAGCUUGGACUUGCGUGACAACAAGAUCGGGGAUGAGCGCGUCGGAAGCCUUGGCAAAGAGCUAGGGAAGCUGCAGCAUUUGGGUCGUCUCAGCUUGGACAUUAGUGGAAAUCUUGUUGGUGAUGGUGGUUGCCAAAGCUUGGGACAAGGCCUAGGAGAUCUCCGGCAUCUCGUAAGCCUCUCCUUGGUCUUGAAAGCAAACGACAUCGGAGCUUGCAAUGGCUUAGGAGAAGGCUUGGGACGGCUCCAGCAACUCCGCAGCUUCAGCUUGGAUUUGGGAGCCAACAAGUUUGGGCCAAAUGGCAUUCGAAGCCUGCAUGAAGGAAUGGGACAGCUGCACCAGCUAAGCAGCCUCAGCCUGAACGUGACGACCUCUCAUUUCCUGGAUAAGGAGACUGGCCUUAACUUGGGAGAGGCGCUGGGCAAGCUCCAGCAACUGAACAGCCUGAACUUGGACCUAACCACUGCCUACCUUCAUGCAGCCCGUUCUAUGCACGAAGGGGUGCGGCAUCUCGAGCAGCUGGGCAGCCUCAAGCUUAAGGUGGACAGCUUUGUGAAUUCCGAAGACACGUGCAAGUUCGGGGAGUGCUUCGAGCAACUUCAGAGGCUCACGGAUUUCAGCUUGGAGUUCAAGGGGUUCGCACAAAGCGUGGAGUCCGCACAGUUGCAAAAUCUGGGGUUGUCCUUACGGAAGCUCACAUGCCUCCGCAGCUUCAGCUUGACCUUUCCCAAGAACAGCAAUUUCACGAAAGGUGGCCAAGGCCUCGGAGAGGGCUUGGGAUAUCUUCAGCAACUCUGCAGCCUCAGCUUGGACUUGAGUUCCACCGAACUUGAGGACAAGGAAGGCAUCCGCAGCUUGGGGGAGGGCUUGCAGAAGCUUCAGCAACUCAGCAGCCUCAGCGUAGCUUUGAGGUCCACGAAGCUUGGGGAUAAAGGCAGCCGGAACUUCUUUGAAGGGCUUGGAAAGCUGCAGCAACUCAGCAGCCUCAGCCUGGAUCUGGGCUCCAAUGAUAUUAGCGACGAAGGCGUCCGACCCGUGCGCGAUGGAUUGGGAAAGCUCCCGCUGAUCAGCCUGAACUUGGACGUAUCGGCCAACCGCAUAAAGCUUGAGGGCUGCCAAGGCUUGGCGGAGGGCCUAUCACAGAUCCAAGAGCUGAGGUGGCUCGGCUUGAAGAUGACCUCAAACAAGAUUGGGGACGAAGGUGGUCGGAAUUUGGGUGAGGGACUGGCAAAGCUUCAGCAUCUCAGCAGCGCCACCAUAUGCCUGAAGUACACCAACAUGUCCAGUGAAGGUAUGGACCAGUUGUCCCAGAGGGACCAGAUGCAGGUCAUGGCCGCACUCAACGAGAUGCAGAUGCAGGAGAUGAUGAACACCUACAACAACUUGGUGGAAAGAUGUUUCAACGAAUGCAUCACUAGCUUUCGAACCAAGGCUGUGGAUUUUGCAGCACAUUUGAAGAAGGCAAACACCUACUCCAUGGAAAAAUCAUUAGUGCCUUAUUUCUUGUUCGGCUUGCCCUUUCCAGCUGCAGCUCUUGCUGCCACAUUGUGCAGAUCCAACAUGCAGAAAGCUUUCCUGCCACUGCCUCAGGGCCUGGAAGGCUCCGAGGAGCAGUGUGUCUCCCGUUGUGCUACGAGCUCAGAGUGGUUUAUCGUGCAGCUCUACGGAGUGGGAGUGAGCAAGUUUUUUCUUGGGCCUACCUAUUUCCGUGAACGUUUUGACAUGGCACACAGCGGUGCAGAAGUACAUGUCCUUCACCCAGUCCGGGCCAAAGGGCGCGUGGGCUUGCGAUUCCAAGAGAAGCAGCAGCAGAUGCAGCUGCAGAAGCAUGGUUGGCACAUCAAGUUGCAUGCCGCGUCCUCGUUUCGUGUGCCCGAGACUUGGCAUGAGACUAAGGAAGCCAGCAUGAGCUACCCGGCUCUUCAACUUGCGCUUGCCGCGCUCGCGGCUGUCACUUGGGUGGCCGCCACCGACUUGGAGUGUGGCGAGGGCGACUGCAGUGCGGUGGAGGCCUCGAACCAGGGCUGCUUGAAUGGCCAAUUCCGCAUCCAAGUGGUAGAAGGUGAUGAAGUCCCGUUGCUGGAUGUUCAGCUCCUCCAGAAGUCCAUGUACCUAACUCCCUCGAAGCCGUCAGCCCUCGAAACAGCACCGGUGCAAGCUGACGGCAGCCUCAUGCAGGAGGGCCAGGUAGAGAUCCACCCUGUGGAGGAGCACUCACUCCUGCAGACCUCCAUGGAGGUUGACGGCCUUGAGGCAUCCAACGAGACUGCAGUUUUGGGAAUGGACGGCUGGAGACUGCGGCCGAACGCGAGCUGCUUUGUUGAGGGCCUGCUUCCUGUUUCCGGCACGAAGCCCCUGCUGGUUCAGCUGGGAACCGUUCAUGAGCUCUCCAAUUCAUUGAGCUACUCGUCGAUCUCCAUCUCGUCCUUUCUCUUUGCGGACGCUGCCAAGCUUAGGUCUUCCCUGAUUUUGUCUAUCUACUUUGCACUCUAUGUUUUCUCCAUUGUUUCUAUGUACUACCACAUGACAACAGUGCGGCCUUCUUCGGGCAAGACCCCAAUGCCUGGCUAUGGCAAACCGGAGCUUGCGCCUGAAGAUGAGAUUUUGCGAAGCAACUCCUACUUGAGUUGGCUGUGUGUGACAUGGCUCAGUCCAAUGGUGGCGAAACUAGGCCACUCCUGGAACAGCGCGAUGUCCAAGUGUAGCCCUGAUGAGCUCCCGCCAGUGAACUCCCCGGAGUUUCAGGCCAUUCGGCAGUGCGAGCGCUUCGAAGAACUCUGGGCAGAGGAAGUCCGAGUGCGCGGUCUUGAGGAGGCCAGCGUCAUGCGAGUAAUCUGCAAGCUGUGGGGUUACACUCGCCUGUUCUGGUUCCACAGUUCCCUCUUCGUUCACGUGGUCAUUGGCAACCUUUACCAAGUGUUCCUGAUUCAGACGUCCCUCAGCUACUUCUUCUGGCUACAGAAGGAGGUGCAUGCGAACAAUGGCCAGCUCCCGGACAUGACGAAGCCUAUCUUGGUCUCAAUCGUUGCCUUCUCCGCGCAGCCGCUUGUCUUCGCUAUCCUUUGCUCGCUUGAAGCCAACCUCUCAAUGAAGUUCGACCAGUGCAUUGCAGGGGUUGCAGUGGCUAUGUUUAAGAAGACGCAGCGCUUGCCCGCCUCCAUGCUCAGCCAAGACAAGCCAGUGGGAAGCGCUGAGGAGGCGGACCACCUGCCGGACAAAGUGUCCAAGAAGCCAAAUGCGAUGAUGACCAUCAACCAAGAUGUGAUUGGCAACUUCCACGGGCUGACUUUCCAAGCCUCGCUGACGAUCAAUGCCAGCCUGACAGUGGCCGUGCUCCUUGUGCUCAUGGCUGUGAAGCUGCGCUUGGCCACGCUGUUCUGCUUGGCCGUGGCAAUCCCAGCCCUCACGGUGUCGGUCAUCCUCAGCGGCGCCAUGGGGAUCAACAUGAUGCAGCUCCAGGAUGUGAUGGACAAGCGUGUCUAUCUGCUCCGUGAAGUGCUGAAGGGAAUUCGAAUUGUCAAGUGCUACGCAUGGGAGAAUGCCAUGGAGGAACAGAUCAAAAGAAUCCGUGGCAGAGAGCUGUCCAUGCUUGGAAUUUACUUCCGCAUGUGCAGCCACUUCGUGGUCCUGUUCAACUUGUUCCCAAGGUUGCUGACAUGCGCUGGACUGUGGGGAUUUCUCCACUUGUAUGGAAACCACGACUUGGCCUCAAUCUUCGCCUGCCUGCAGAUCUUGGCAUCUCUGAGGCAAGAAAGCUCCACUCUUUCCGGGGGAAUCCAGCGCAUGAUCACCGUGCGGAUCAGUUCGAUGCGCGUGGAGAACUACUUGAAGCAAGAGGAAGCACCAGUGCUCCCAGGAGUGUCGGUUCCCAAGUGGGUGGAGAUUUGGCCGAAGCAGGUCAGUCCACAAGGCCCACAGCCGUCGUUCAGCAUUCGUGGCAGCUAUCUCUAUUCGCGCGACAAGCCCACAGAGAUUGCUUUGCACAAUCUUAACCUGGAGGUGCAGAAGGGGGAGAUGGUCGCUCUGGUCGGAGGAGUCGGCUCUGGGAAGAGCACUCUACUGGAAGCUGCGCUCGGGGAGCUGCAUCCCCUCUCGGAAGAGAAGGCCUUCCUGUCCCGGCCGCACGUGUGUGGCUACAGUGCACAAGUGCCCCACAUCGCCGAGGGAACUUUGCGAGAGAAUGUUGUGUUUGGCCAGCCGUGGGAUGAGGCGCGCUACCGACAGGCGGUGUCAGCUGCGGGCCUGGAUGGAGACCUGAAGCUGCUACCAGGUGGGGAUGAGGCUUUCAUCGGCGCUCGUGGCAUCAGUCUGUCAGGUGGCCAAAGGGCACGCAUUUCACUGGCAAGGACCGCCUACAACGCGAACGCUGAACUUGUGCUUCUGGAUGACCCGUUUGGUUCCGUGGAUGCACCUACAGCCCUGUGGAUUCUAGAGGAGCUGCUCUGUGGCCCGUUGUUGAAAGAUCGUGCACGCAUUGUGGCCCUGCAGCCUGAGAUUGAGCGCCUCCGAAAGUUUGACCGUGUGUUUGUUUUGGCUAAAGGCCGCAUUGUUGCUUCUGGCAAGCCCAGCGAGGUUGCAGAAACAGAAGAGUUCAAACAGCUCCUCCGCAGCAGUGCGCUGGAGGACACCAUGGAGGUGACACCUGUUGGGACCAAGACCGUGAAGGAGCAGCGCCCUGCGACUGCCGGAGUUCCUUCUCCGGUCCCAGCAACAACCUUGCGAGAGAGUGAAGGCGAAGGACGCCCCACGUGGGAGAUGACAAGCCAGUACAUCGGCAUUGGCAGGUGGAGGAACAUGCUCAACUCGAUGAUCAUCUUCGCUCUGGUGCUUUUCAUCUUCUUGCUUUGCGACAUCUCGCUGGCCAACUGCACAAACGCCCUGGCGCUGGACUCCACUGUGGCCACGGGACGAUACUUUGGAGGCUACUUGUUCUGGAUGACAAUGGGCGUCACAGGCCUCUACGUUGGCUGGAUCUACGGAGCAGGCUUCUCCCUGCGCAUCUCCAACCACAUCCACUGCCGGGUGGUGAAUCAGCUCCUGCAUGCACCAAUUGACCGCUUCUUUGACAAGCAUCCCGUGGGUCGUAUCAUGAACCGCCUGACCAUGGACAUGGCAACCAUCGACCUCUAUUUGUACAUGAAGGUCUCUGGGAGCGUUAUGAUCCUCUUCCAGACACUGGUGCCUUUGGCGUACAUCCACUUCAUUAUGCCCUACUACAUGUCCGCCAUUGCGCUGCCAUUCUAUUAUGUGGUCUUCCAAUUGUAUCUUCGCUACCAGAACACGGCGGUGCCCCUGCGGUACUGCUUCAAGACUUCCUCUUCCAUCACCCAGAGUCAUCUGUCAGAUGUGAUGACAAACACUGUGGUCGUCCGCGGGUUCGGUGAGCAGAAUCGCGUUGCAUGUACGUACGCUGCUUGCGUGGACAACUCCGUGAAGGCAGACCUGACGGAUGAUCGGCUGAUGAAGCGCUGGCUGUGCAAUCGCGUGAAUUACCUUUGGACUUUCUACAACUCCAUCACCUACAUCAUCGGCCUGUACAAUGCUUCGUGGCUGGGUCCAGGCACGCUGGGUAUCGCUCUGACCAACUUGCUGCUGCUUGAGACCAUGAUUGAGCCGAGCCUGGAGAUGAUGGCGGGAGCCCUCUUCGAGCUCAUUGCCCUGGCCCGCGUGCACGAAUACACCUCAGUCACACAGGAGAAGGCCAUGUCCACUCCAGAGGACGCCAAGUUGCGCAACUACUCGGUACGCUUCUUCCGGAACAAUGCUACUCCGAUGACUGUUCGCGAGGCAAAUGGCAGGGUCGAGGUUCUGGCGAAGGGCUCGGUCUUGCUUCAUUCAACGCCCGACGGUCGAUCGUUGAUGUUGGCAGACAAUGGCAGUGACUGCCACAUUGGCCGAUUCCAGGAGUUGUGCACCAGCUGCGCGGAGCUGAAUCGCAUCCCCAGCCUGCACCACAUCGUGGCAGUCAACGAUGCUGUCGGAUGUGCGAAGGAGAUUGCGCAGGAGCUCUGCAAGAAUCCCCGCAGCUUCAUGACGGCUACAGGCUUCACAACCCAACCGCAGGUUGUCGUCGAGUUUCAGAGCAGCUGGCUUUCUGAUGGAGCACGCCUGGACAUCCAGGAGCUGCGCGCGGGCUACGCUGAGGUGCCUCAGGAUGUGCUGAAGGGCGUGACCUUCAGCGUUGAGCCACGCAUGAAGGUGGCAGUGGUGGGCACUACUGGCUGUGGAAAGUCCAGCAUGUUGUUGGCCCUGCUUCGCAUCAUUGAGCCACGUGGGGGAAAAAUCGUCAUCAACGGCAUCGACACGCAGGAAAUCGGCCUUGCGACUUUGCGAAGCUCGCUCGGGCUGGUUCCGCAGGAUCCCAUGCUCUUCACCGGCACCUUGCGACACAACUUGGAUCCUUUCAAGGUUUACACUGACGGUCGCAUCCGGAAGGCUGUGCAGUAUGCUCACCUGGAGGCCUUCGUGAAUACAUUGCCUCUUGGCCUUGACCACGUGGUGUCGGACGAAGGCGGCAACCUCAGCUUCGGCCAGAGACAGCUGCUCUGCCUGGCGCGCAUGGUCUUGAGGCAGCCGGCUUUGCUGUUGCUGGACGAAGCGACAUCUGCUAUCGAUCCAGCUACACAGGAGUCCGUCCAGGAUACCAUCAACCAUGCCUUCCCCAGCUCAACCAUGCUGGCCGUGGCCCACCGUUUGGAGACGAUCAUGGAGUGCGAGCCUCAUGGGCUGGUGGGGCUUGGGUUUCAUCAGGGCCUCAGGGCAGCGCACGGGUUUGUUCCGUUACAACUGGAAGUGUUAUCUUACAUCGGCUCGGUUUUUUUAUGCGAGUGA